CCCGCCGGGGUCGUCUCAGGAUUCACCGGCGACGGCAGAGAGGGAAAGGGAGGCGUGCUGGCGUCCUAAACGCCGUGGAUUUGGGUUGAUGAUGAACGGUCCAGCAGAUACGGGACCAUUAAAGUUUGGGACAAGUGUGCGACGUAGGGGAUGGGUUCAGGUUUGCAGAGUCCUAAACUUUUUUUUGCCUAAUCCAGUGUUAGAAAAACAGUGACAUGUAGCUUUAUACUAUGAUCAGCAUGCCAGCGGAGUUAAAUGGUUAAUUUCACGGAGCUCUUCUCUCUAAUAUGCGAAAAUGCGACGGCAGUUUUUUUUUUUUUUUGGCACUCCAGCUCCGGUUGUAAAGAAUUGUGCCUUGUUGUGCUCCCACCCCCCGCUCCGUGCCGCACUGGUUCCGUCUGGCUCGCCCUCAGCUGCUGCGUGUCCUGGGAUGACCUGUUGAUGUCGGUAGAAUGGAGAAUGGCAGGGGGAGCGAUUUCCCCCAUCACCAAAAUAUUUAAAUAAGCAACAUUUGGGCUUGACAACCGGCGUCGCAGCAGCACGGCUACCUCGUCCGCACAGGCAACCCUUUGGUGGUGUGCGUCGGCGCACCAUGGCCCAGACCCUCCAGAUGGCGAUCCCAAACUUUGGCAACAAUGUUUUAGAGUGUCUGAAUGAGCAGCGGCUGCAGGGCCUCUACUGCGAUGUCUCUGUGGUGGUCAAGGGCCAUGCCUUCAAGGCCCAUCGAGCUGUGCUGGCUGCUAGCAGUUCUUAUUUCCGGGACCUUUUCAGCAGCAGCAGCAAUAGUGGAGGUGGUAGCAGCAAUGAAACGAGCCCAACGGUAGUUGAGCUUCCCUCGGCUGUGCAACCCCAGAGCUUCCAGCAGAUUUUGGCUUUCUGCUACACAGGCCGUCUCAGCAUGACGGUGGGGGACCAGUUUCUCCUCAUGUAUACCGCCGGCUUCCUGCAGAUCCAACAGAUCAUGGAAAAAGGCACCGAAUUCUUCCUCAAGGUCUCCUCCCCCAGCUGUGACUCCCAGGGCCUUCACGCUGAGGAAGCCCCACCUUCUGAGCCCCAGAGCCCUGUAACGCAGACCAGUAACAGUACAGCCCGGCCUGCCUCCUGCCUGACGCCGCUCUCUCUUGUAUCACGAGUGAAGGCAGAGCAGCCAGCUAGCCAGCCGGAAGCCGCAACUCCUUACUCUGUGGUCUGCACUCCUGUAGCCAAGCGGCUGUGGGAGGGUGGCAGCAACCGAGACGGAGGUGGAGGCGGCUCGGGGGGAGGAGGGGGGUCCAGGAAGGCAGCCCGUUAUUCCCAGGAGUCGGUGCGGAGCAGUGCCAUUCAGAGCCCCGGAGCCCUCGGACUGGCCAUGGGUAUGGGUGCCACUGCAACCGGCCUGGCGGGCAUGGCGGCCAGUGUCGGCACCAAUGGCAGCUCUGCAGCAGGUCUCGGCAUGUCAGAGGGCGCCAGCCCUGGCACCCUAAGUACCUACGCCAGUGACUCACCCAUCAGCUACCAUGAUGAUGAAGAAGAGGAAGAGGGGGCAGAUGAAUGUGCUGAAGAGCAGUAUAGGCAAAUCUGCAACAUGUAUACCAUGUACAGCAUGCUCAACAUGGGAGCUGCAGCUUCUGGCGAGCGCGUUGAGGCUCUACCAGAUCACACAGAGACACGGGGUCGGAUGCGAGGCAGAGACCUUACAUGUCUCCCCGCAGAACUCGUCGCUCAGAUAGGCAACCGCUGUCAUCCCAAACUGUACGAGGAAGGAGACCCUGCUGAGAAACUAGAGUUAGUCUCAGGUACUUCUGUGUAUAUAUCACGAGCCCAGCUAAUGAACUGUCAUGUGAGCGCAGGGACCAGACACAAGGUGCUGCUGAGGAGGCUGCUGGCUGCCUUCUUUGACAGGAAUACUCUGGCCAACAGCUGUGGAACAGGCAUCCGCUCGUCCACCAAUGACCCGAGCCGCAAGCCCCUGGACAACAGAGUUCUGCAUGCGGUCAAAUUUUAUUGCCAGAACUUCGCCACCAGCUUCAAAGAGAGCGAGAUGAAUGCCAUCGCAGCGGACAUGUGCACCAACGCCCGGCGUGUGGUCCGCAAGAGCUGGAUCCCCAAGCUGAAGCUGCUGAUGGCUGAGAGCGACGCCUACACCGCUUUCCUUCCCGACGGCGUCAAGAUGGAGGAUGAGACCCUGGGGGCGGAUCCGCCGUUCGACCCCGCCUCUCUAGAGGCCACCGGCAGUGCUGGCAUGGAGUCGGGUGGCUCUUCAGGUGAAUCGUUAUCAGGUGUAGGCGGGGACGGAGGACCGUUAUUUUGAACACUGUGUUGGGGGGGGUGGUUGAAAUUUGGUGACACACAUACCAGUAUUCCCCAGUUCUGCUUGCCUCCUCACUCUUUGGCCCACGCUGAUCUCUCACUUCUGACUGUCUAUACUACACUGCUAGGGGUGAACAGUUGUUGUUACCCUGACGUAACCAGGACAACUUAAAUUUUUGCUUUUCUGACUGUACAACGGAGUUAGUUGAGGAAAGGGAGAGAGGAAGAGGGUAUUUAGUUUUCUCCGAAGUGCCCUCUGCCUCCCCUUGUCUUUUUAUGGUGUGUAAGCGCAUCCACUGUUUCAUAUGAAAUACAUUCCCUGAAAUACAGGUGUUGGGGGGGGGGGUUCCCAAGUGCAGCCUGGGGAGUGAGGGACGGCUGGACGGACAGGCUAGGAGUAGAGGCGGCAGGUAUAUUGAAUGUUAAGUGUCAGUGGCAUUUUUCUCUAUGCAACCCUGACAACUUGUGUUCCAGGCUUGGAAACUGAACGAAAUUUCAAAAAUAGCUACAAUAAUUAACACUACCUGUUCUUCCUCCCCUUGCACCUUCCACUCAUCACCCUGCAAGUAUUCUUCACCCCACGUCGCCUUCCUUGAGACCAGAGAAUCUCACCUGAGUGUUUCACUGUGCAGUGUCCUAUAGAAAUAAUUAUCUAAUCUUUCUGUUUUCAGCGUUUUAAGCAUGUUUCUCCGUCUACAAACUGAAAAGUGAUCCAGCGAGAGAAGGGGGAAGCUUUAUAUUGAGAUGAUUAUAAAGAAGAUUUAAGGGCAACAAGUGAUCAAAGAUGGUCAUAUUUUUAGAGGACAAACUAUAUUUAUACCUGUGCCCAUGCCUAGAAGGGUGUGAGCAAAGAGAGUGAGAGGGAUUGUUUUAAAAUCUCGAUCUUCAUGUUUUAUUGAAAGAGGUCUUGUCAAAUAAGGAAAAGUGCUAUUUUUGCAGAAAAAAAAGAGGAGUAUAAUAAAGUAGUCUUAUCAUAGGACCCGUAUUCAUUUAUUUUUAUCUUUAUUUGACAGUGCGGAGUGAUGGAAUGGGCAGUCGAACUGCUAAAUUUGAAGCAUUUCAUCUUCUGUUCACUAGCUUAAAAGGAAUAAUAAGACUGAUUCAGCUGGCUUGACUGUUGUCUAUGAUAACCAUUUCUUGUUAGGUUGUGAACCUGCAACGUUUCCCUCCCUCGAUAAAGCAUUGGCCCACAAUUUUGAAGAGUACUUGUACAAAUAUAUAAAGGUUAUAUUGAUCUGACAACUCAGCUAGUUUCUUUGUACGGACAUUAUUGAAAAGAAGAAAAGGAAAAAAAAGCUACUGACAUUUAUGUGCCAAUGCAAAAGUCAAAGGAAAUAAUUAUGGAAUAUUGGAACGUGCCUUUUUAAAUUGAAAUCAUUAAGCAGAAUCCUGGUGGGUACAGUGAUGCCAAGAAGAGGCAAUAUUGCUUGAAACAAAUUUUAUGGUACUAUCAGUGUGUGUGAACAGACUGUGUAUUGCGCUGCUGUAUCUUUUGGUAUGUGGUUUAUUCAUGUAUCUAAUGCACCACGUCUUUAAUUUUGCACCUUCCAUGAGAGCUAGAAUGGAGGUUUCUGCACCUUAAUGAAAAGAACCAGUGGUUCAUGCACCCUUUUGAGAAAUGUUGUGUAGCAACUGAACUCCUUUAAUUUGUCCUUUUUUUCCCCAUGACUGCCUGUGUUUUUAGUUUUAGAAGUGGCACAAACUCCUACUGUAAAUAAUCAAGAAGACUGUUGAGUUGAAUCCCAAGUGUUCUUCCUUUCUGUUGCUGGAUGCAUCUGAUUAUGAAAUGUCAACAACUGACCUUUUUUUUUUUUUUUUAUGUGAAAGUUUGUGUUUGCUUGAAGCUUUUUGAACGAAUGUCUGUAGAUCAGAGGUCAGUACGGGAUUAUUCCUAUUGCAGAUGGAUAUUAAUGAAAGAGGUCUUGGUGUGACUUAGAAAUGUGUUCCUAACCUGAAAUGCGACUGAUUACUUUCUCCUUCUGGAAAGGCAUUUCUAAAAAGGUUCUAUUUUUUUCCCUGAAGACAGGUACAGUGUAAAAACCGGGAAAGAAUCAAUGCUUCUUAUUCAAGGCAGUUGAGUCAAUCUUAUUGAAAGAAAUACCUAGAGACAUGAUAUAUAUAGCUCAACCUAUUUUCAUUAUUGAUUUAAAUACAAGGACAAGUUUACUUAAAUGGUUUGACUUGAGUAUAUAUGGACAGAACAAAAAUGCAGUACCUCGUAAGUAUUCCAGGUUAAGGUUAAUAACAACAAAACCUCAGUACCAUUCGACUGUAGAUGCCACAUGACCGCCCCUCCCCCACUUACCUCUCGAGUAUCUUUAUUCUCCAUUCUCAGAAAACACUGUUGUGCUUCCUGUCUUUCAUGCAGCUGGUGUCAAGUUUCACUUCCACAAGUUUAUUUAUGUGUUUCAGCGAGAGAUAAAAAAGUGGUUUGAGGUAGAUAAAUCUGAAACGUAAGAUGUAUGUUUAAUUUGCUUAGUUUUCACUGGGAUAAGUUUACAGAAGUUCAGCACAACUCAAAUGACAUCGUCAUGUUUUUCGCCAACAUUUUUUUUCAGUUUUGACAGUACUUGAGAAGCCUCUGCCAGGUGUAUUUAAGUUACCAUAAUCCCUUUAAAUAGUUUGGUGGGAUAUCACUUGAUGUUGUACGUUUCUCAUUUGAAAUAUAUCAAAGUCAACAAAAGAUAAUUGCGUUAUGUACAGAGUUGAAGGACCAAGAGAAAAGCAUUCAAGUCCCAUCACUAGAACCUCUAAAUUUUAUGUAGGCAGUUCUGGGGACAAUAUCUUAUUUAGCAUAAUGUCUGCUAAAUCUGUCAAUGUUCCUGCCUAAAGAAAUAAAACCAGGUAUGACAACAGCCAAAUUAUUGUUCAAAUGUCUGAAUUUAGUUCCAUGAUUACAGGACUGUUUUUGGUUGUGCCCCUCACAAGUCUCCCAUAGAAAACAAAAAUAGAACAGGAAAAUAAAGAUUUUAAACCUAGAAACAACUAGGGCUCAAAUAAGUUUCUUACAGUUACCAUGUCACACAGUGACCUGCUGUGAAUAACUUGUACUUUAUUGUACUGAGUCACUGACUAGAGCUGAAAUAUCACCAGUGAAUCAGCACUGAUUCUAAGGAAUCCAUGUUAGUCUGUUUUCACAACACCGCAGCUCAGCCCAGAUACGGAAAUAUCCACACUGCACCAUUGACCCAGUCAGAAUACCGUACGUUUGCGCUCAUGAGCCUUUCUUAAAAACACUGGUUUAGGGCGUGUGUUGUGAUCAGCUGCACAAGUUAAGUAGAAAUAACUGAGGUUAUGGUAUGUGUCAGGGGUUUUACCCAUCGUUAGCUUUCAGCGCCAACUCUAGUAAACGUUCAAAAAGUCCCUCACUCACCACUACUUCCACUGUGCUUUAUGUGCAAGAGGUGUGUGAGUGUGGUUGUGUUUUACUUUGUGUGCAUUUGAGAAUAGAAAGAUUUCAUGCUUCUUCUUUUUUUUUUCUCAAUACUUUCUAAGCAAACUGUCAUUUCUGUACUUUCAACACGUGUUUACACUUCAUAAAACAUGUAGACCUACACACUUGAAUGGAUAAGGUGUGGCAUGGCAUGGGGAACCUUUUGUCACUAAACAGUACAUAUAUAAAUACGAUUAUACACAUGUAUAGAUAAAUACUGUAUAUUAUAUAUAGACGCACAUAUAGAGGUCAGAUUGUUUGUUGUGCACUCGCAGCAUGAGGUAUAUAUUUACCCAGAAACGGCGCUUCUUCACAACCUGUACAGUAAUUGGUCUGCCCAUGUCUUUCCCCUGCUCCUUGCCCUCUGUAACCCUGUAGCGCCAGUGGACAUCCUGUAAUGCUCAUCCUAUUCUUUCUGUGUUCCAAGUGCCAAUAACUUUGUGAAAGCCCUGUAACUGUGACCCAACAUUAUCAAAGGUAAUUGCACAUUAACGACUGUAAAAUAAAUAAAUACAAAUCAUAGAGAAAAUGUCAAAAUGGAUUAAAUAAUGAAUAUCUUAAUAAAAGAUUUGUAACAAUUUC
This is a messenger RNA of Micropterus salmoides (largemouth bass), 6304 nucleotides long. RefSeq names its product nucleus accumbens-associated protein 1 (gene nacc1a). Bases 593 to 2290 code for a protein of 565 amino acids. Gene Ontology annotation, molecular function: RNA polymerase II cis-regulatory region sequence-specific DNA binding; protein binding; DNA-binding transcription factor activity, RNA polymerase II-specific. The transcript has 8 exons. NCBI's taxonomy places the organism in Eukaryota, Metazoa, Chordata, Actinopteri, Centrarchiformes, Centrarchidae. The record is from RefSeq and is a predicted model, not a curated record. Gene Ontology annotation, biological process: regulation of transcription by RNA polymerase II.